Molecule: messenger RNA, 972 nt
Organism: Diversispora eburnea
Lineage: Eukaryota; Fungi; Glomeromycota; Glomeromycetes; Diversisporales; Diversisporaceae
Source: the annotation of a GenBank genome assembly
AUGAGUAAACAUUAUUGCCCCGAAUGUGACCAAAGAUUGGCAGAUAAUUCUUGGUGGUGUAAACCAUGUCAAAGGCGUAAUUUUGAAGAAAAUUUUGAUAAUUGGACUAGUGGAGAUAAACAAAUUGAUGAUUUCAUAAAAAAAACUCAAAUGGAAGCGGAAGAAUGUGAUCAAUAUAUUGAAUGGAUUUCUUUUGAUGAUUUUAUUAAUGUCGUUAAAGCUGAUCAUAGUGAAGCUGGUAUUUUAUUUGCUGCAAAUUGGUCAAGAGGUCCUUUAGAUAUUUGGGAUCCUGUUGAAGGUCAAUAUGUAGCUAAGAGAAAUUUGGUUAAAGUUGGUUUACAAUCUUUUGUCACACGUGAAUUCACAACUAGUAAUUAUAUGUUGGUUUCUGAAACUGUAGAAUGGGAUUUGAGACAUUACAUGUCUCAUCAUUUUGCUCGGCUUACCUGGAAUAAAAAAAUUUCUAUCUUGCAUAGUGUUGCGAGUGCUCUUGAAAUGUUAAAGAAUGAACAAAAUGAAGAUAGGGAAAUUUUUAGAUCUCAUGUUGAACUUCCAGUUAGUGAAUUGGGUUUAGGAAAUGGAAAAGAAUUAAUUCCUGUAAUUGUGGCUCAAUUAAGAGAUUGGCAUAUUUAUAAAAAACAACAAGAUCAAUUUGAUCAUGCUGAAAAAGUAAGGUUGAAAAUUGUAGUAUCCAGCGGAUUUAAUCCUAAUCCUAAUAAUAUGCAAAUUCCUUUGAAAACACAUCCUCAAGCAAUUUAUACAAAAAUUAUCAAAUUUAUGCAAAGACGUGAAACAUAUCCAAUAAAAGAAAUGAGUUUAGAAGAUGAAGAUAUCAUGCAACAAUAUGGACUUACUAUUCCUUCUUUUUCUUCUCAAUUGAUACGGAAGAAUAAUUCUGAAAACCAAGAAUCUGAAGUUACAGAAAAGAAUUCAAUACAAAGUGGAAAAAAAACGACAAAUUCUGAAGUUUAA